This is a messenger RNA of Cordyceps fumosorosea ARSEF 2679, 2031 nucleotides long. RefSeq names its product Fungal transcriptional regulatory protein. The transcript is spliced from 4 exons. Gene Ontology annotation, biological process: regulation of DNA-templated transcription. Gene Ontology annotation, cellular component: nucleus. Lineage: Eukaryota; Fungi; Ascomycota; Sordariomycetes; Hypocreales; Cordycipitaceae. Bases 1 to 2031 code for a protein of 676 amino acids. Gene Ontology annotation, molecular function: DNA-binding transcription factor activity, RNA polymerase II-specific; transcription cis-regulatory region binding. The record is from RefSeq and is a predicted model, not a curated record.
AUGCAGGGUCUUACGCCACCCGAGCGGUCGACAAGCCCGCCGCGCAGGCGCAGAGCUUGCAUUCCAUGCACGAAUGCCAAGGCGCGCUGUAAUUUCACUGACACCGACGCCGGCGCCGACGAUGCGGUCUGCGAAAGCCGUGUCGCGUCGCUGGAAGAGCGGCUGGAUGCCUUGACGACGGCAAUUGAGACGCAAAAUGCCCUCACCUCGCGUAGCUUAGCCAUUGGUGGCAGCUCAUCCAGUCUGGGCCAAGCGCCAGCAGCCCAAACGGCAAGUCAGUCACAUACACAGAGAGCCCAAACGGCAAGUCAGUCACAUACACAGAGCCCUGUGCUCCCCCCGAUAUCCUCCCCGGCCAAUUCUGCCUCCGCUCCGCCGGGGCCGUCGCCGGCAGCCCCUCCGCGCCAGGGCUCGACCAGCAGCAGCGGCUGGCCGUCUCCGCAGGCACCGCCGUUGCCGCCCUUAGGCCUCACCUGGCCUCAAGCGGAGAGGAUACUGGCAAUCUACAGGGACACCUGCCUCUACAACUUCCCCUUUGUGUGGAUCCCCGGCCACAUGACGGCGCAGGAGCUGUGCGAGUCCAAGCCCUGCCUGUUUCGAGCGGUGAUGCUCUCCUCCGCCCCGUUGCCGGUCGCGAGGCUGAAGAAGAUGAAGCGCAACGUCAUUGCGUACAUUAGCCAGCAUAUGCUCGUCGAGGAGGAGCGAAGUCUGGACGUCCUUCAGGGACUGCUUAUUGUCAUCGCAUGGGCGGAUUUGCAAAGCUUGUACGACCAGCAGAUUACAAAUCUUACUUAUCUGGCAACAGGCUACGCUCACAACUUGGGUAUUACCAAGAUACCGCGCGAGUUGCUGAAGCAAAUAGGAAUGGACAACGCCCCAGAUGACGUAAGAGCAGCAAAAGACAUCAACGUACCCAAAGCGCCAUCGUCGGAUGAGAUGCGAGCUUUCCUCGGUGUUUAUUACCUGUUAUCAAUAAACUCGAGCCAGUUCGGCCGCAACACGACCAUGCGCUGCCAGUACGUCGACUUCUGCGCCGAUGCCCUCAGCCAGGCCGGCGAGUACCCGUCCGACUUCCUUCUGCAGCAGGUCGUGCGCCUGAUGCAGAUCGAGGACCGCAUCUCCGAGUUCUUCGGCUCGGCCAACGACACCGCGCGCGGGCGGCCCUUCCUCUUCCUCGUCGACGAGAACGUCACCACGCUGCGCGCCGAGCUCGACGCCGUCCUCGAGUCGCUCUCGUACGCGGAGCUGACCAAGCGCAUGCCGCACUGCUCGCCCGACCAGAUCGACCACUUCGCGCGCUACUUUGAGCUCACCCGCCAGUACCUCCUCGUGCGCCUGUACGAGCCGGCCACGUACCUCGGCGACAUGCCCGACAGCGGCGCCCCCGGCGGCGACAGCCAGCAGCACCAGCACCACUACCGCGCCACGGCGCUGCAAAACUGCCUGCUGGCCGCCGGCGCCUUCCUCGACACGGUCACCAGCGUGCCGGCCACCAGCGCGCGCUUCCAGGCGCUCGCCGCGCCGGGCCAGACGGGCUUCGUCAUGGUCAUCUGCUCGCGGCUGCUCGUCGUUGACGCGCCCGGCUGGGACGCCGCCGCCGCGCGCCGCGCGCUCGACUUCGCCGGCUACCUGGCCAAGAUCGUCGGCCGGCUCGAGGUGGCCGAGGAGCGGCGGCGGGUCAACGCGGAGCACUUCGUGCGCGAGACGCGCGUGCUCGGCGUCACGCCCGAGGAGAUGGCCGAGCCGGGCCGCUACGCGGGGUCCUCGCAGAAGACGGCGUACAUCAAGGCGUGGUACGAGAACCGGCUGCGGCAGAUGGACGAGGCCGCCGCCGCGGGGGGAGCGGGCCCCGCGGCUACCACGCUGGAGCCGUCGGAGCCCAUGUAUGUGGAGGAGACGCUGCUGGGACGGCCGUGGUACCGGCUCUCGAGGAACGCGGGCCCGCGCUGGUUUGUCGGGCUCUUGGAGGGCUCGGCGUGGAACUUUGACGAUGUACAGAUGAGCAACGCAAACCAGCAGCCGCCCGAGUAG